AUGGACAUCCAUCCCUUCGCCCUGGUGCGGCCCCAGUCACGGGUCCUAGAGGGGGUCGUCCGGAACUUCCUCCUGAGCCCGCUGGAGCGGAUGUCCUACCAAUACGUAGACGUGUUCUACACCUUUGCCCUGUACAACCACGUCGCCCACGAGAAGGCGCUGGGGCUGCUCCAGCGGAAACUCCGCCAGAGCCCAGAGCCCGGCCCACACAAGCUGGAUUUCGACUUCGGGCUGCUCCCCCUGAGCUCCGUGCCACGGCUGCUGCGCUCCCUUCAGUACUUCCCCCUCGCCCUCGACGCGGCGAGGCGGCGGACGGAGGGGGCGAUCGUCGACUAUAUCCGCGCGAACCUUACCGGCGGGGAUAUCGGCCCGGCGGAGCUGAACGCGCUCUUCGGGACGAUCAUGCAGUGCAUGGAAUCGGAGUCGGUCCAGGCCCUGCUUGCGCACUUUCCCCUCCGCCAGGCACUUGCGGAGCAGACCCCGGAGGAGCUUUUGGAUGUCAUCUGGAUUGUCUGUGGGCGCGCGAGGCUCGCGAAUCUCAGGGAACAGCUUCUUCAAGAGGUCCUUGGCGAGGACGAGGCGUGGGAUGUCUGCUCGGGGUUUCUGCGGAGAGCCGCAGAGAAGGAGCCCAUGACGGCCUCACUGCGAGACCGGGCCAUCAUCCUCUGCGUCCUCCUCGCGGUCCGACGCGGCCGAUGGACAGGGGAGGGUGACCUCCGCGCCUUUCAGCAAGGACCCGUGGCGGCCCCCAUGAUAAUCCCCAGCUUGAACGUGUGGGGAACCUACAUCUGGGCACUCCAUCAGCCCUGCAUUCCGCCCGCCCUCCGCGAGGCGAACUUCCACGCGGCCACCGUCCAGGGUCUCUGGCGGCUCUACACUACGAUGGAAUGCGAGGAGGUGAUAAACUUCUUUAUGAACGGCAUUCCCCUUCUGGAGGCAUCGCAUCCUGAGUUUCCCUGGUGGCAAACCAUCCGGCAUUACCACCACGAGGCUCUCUUCAUCCAUAAGGAAGUGUGGGCGUCGGAGAGGGCUCCGCUAGAGCUCGUCGCCUCACAUUUACCGCUUUCCCUCGAUGACCUCGUCAACCUCAUCGUAUCCUCGGCAUGGAUGCGCUCGGAUGACGAGAAGGGAGAAAGGGAAGGCAAGGCAGUCUAUCUAUCUGGUCUGCUCCGGAAGCUCAGGAAUGUCCUUAAGAAGCGGCUUCAAGGCCGACCCCCUACGAGCCCUCCUGAGCGGAUGUCCGAAAAUCCACUGCUGAGGCGUUUUGAGAACCCCGACGAUGCGGUGGUGCGCCGAGUUCCACUGAUCAUCGCGGGGUACAUAAUGAUAGCGUUGGAGAUGAUUUUGAAUAAGGGCGUCCCCUCGACUGAUGAGGUUGAGGCCGCGGAGGAGCUUUUUGAGUUCUUGCGGGAGCACGUGCUCAAGCCAAAAAUAUUGGAUGUGCAUGGCUGCGCCCGUGUGGUGGCCCAACUUUUAAUUUACGCCCCGAACCUGACGCGCCGGAUGGAUCUCGAGCCGACCUGUGUGCGGCUUCUCAAGGAAAACUACCGAGACGGCGGGUUUACCCUCGAACAGGUUGAAGGGAUGCUAACCUUAAACAAGACAGAGACGCAGGGAGGCACAGCCGACCAAUGUAGCAUUGGACCUGAGCUGCGUGAGGAACUACAAGAGGAGCUCAAACGCCUUCCCCUACGCCGAAAAAGUAUCUAA
Phytomonas sp. Hart1 is the source of this 1710-nucleotide messenger RNA. Lineage: Eukaryota; Euglenozoa; Kinetoplastea; Trypanosomatida; Trypanosomatidae. The record is from the annotation of a GenBank genome assembly.